AUAUCAACUAUACCUGUUAGUCGUUACGUGCUAGAGUUUCGUAACGAAAGCAGAAUGCCUGACCAUCUCGGUGGCGAUAUGCGUCGCGUCAAAGACAACGGCGAAGAGGAAAAAAUACAGACUCUCGACGACGGAGAUAUUGCUCUUUUGAAGACAUACGGUGUUGGAGCGUAUACGAAGGCAAUAAAGAAGGUGGAGAAGGAUAUCGAGGAUUCUGUGAAGAAAGUGAACGAAUUAACAGGCAUCAAAGAAUCUGACACGGGAUUGGCCCCACCGGCAAUGUGGGACCUUCAAGCAGACAAGCUUGCUCUCCAGCAAGAGCAACCGUUGCAAGUAGCUCGCUGUACAAAAAUUAUCAACUCUGGCGAGUCUGGAGAAGAAGCUCGAUACAUUAUUAAUGUGAAGCAGUUUGCAAAGUUUGUCGUUGAAUUGAGUGAACGUGUUGCACCAACAGACAUUGAAGAGGGCAUGAGAGUUGGGGUUGAUCGUGACAAAUAUCAAAUUCACAUCCCCUUACCACCCAAAAUCGAUCCAACUGUGACUAUGAUGCAAGUGGAAGAAAAGCCAGAUGUCACAUACACAGACGUUGGUGGUUGCAAGGAACAGAUCGAGAAGUUGAGAGAAGUAGUUGAGAUGCCCAUGCUGCAUCCUGAAAGGUUUGUCAAUCUUGGGAUCGAUCCACCAAAAGGGAUGCUUCUUUACGGUCCUCCAGGAACAGGCAAAACAUUGUGUGCUCGUGCAGUAGCAAAUCGCACCGAUGCAUGUUUCAUCAGAGUGAUUGGCUCAGAGCUUGUUCAAAAGUAUGUAGGAGAAGGAGCACGCAUGGUUCGUGAGCUGUUUGAAAUGGCCCGCACCAAGAAAGCAUGUAUAAUCUUUUUUGAUGAAAUUGAUGCCAUCGGUGGAGCACGGUUUGAUGAUGGAGCCGGCGGUGACAACGAAGUGCAACGGACUAUGUUGGAACUGAUCAAUCAACUGGAUGGCUUUGAUCCAAGAGGAAACAUCAAGGUCCUGAUGGCUACAAAUAGGCCAGACACGCUCGAUCCUGCAUUGAUUAGACCCGGACGAUUGGACAGAAGAGUCGAAUUUUCCCUGCCUGAUCUCAAGGGAAGGACACAGAUUUUCAAGAUUCAUGCCAGGUCGAUGAGUGUUGAAAGAGAUAUCCGUUAUGAGCUACUAGCCAGGCUUUGCCCUAAUACCACAGGUGCUGAUAUUCGAAGUGUUUGCACUGAAGCUGGAAUGUAUGCCAUUCGAGCAAGAAGAAAGGUGGCUACUGAGAAGGAUUUCCGGGAUGCAGUACAGAAAGUUGUGAAGGCGUACGCCAAGUUUAGCUCCACUCCCAAAUACAUGACAUAUAAUUAGACAAAGAGGGUAACUAGUUGUGAGUGUUGUUUUGAUGUCUUACCCUGGAUUUUAAGUUGUAGUCUGAGUAGACUACCAAGCGACAACGUGCGGCAUGUGAUUGUUGGAAAAUUGAGGUAAAAUUGUCUACUGACCUGA
Corticium candelabrum is the source of this 1497-nucleotide messenger RNA. Its product is annotated as 26S proteasome regulatory subunit 7. Gene Ontology annotation, molecular function: proteasome-activating activity; ATP binding; ATP hydrolysis activity. NCBI's taxonomy places the organism in Eukaryota, Metazoa, Porifera, Homoscleromorpha, Homosclerophorida, Plakinidae. Gene Ontology annotation, biological process: proteasome-mediated ubiquitin-dependent protein catabolic process. The transcript has 9 exons. The record is from RefSeq and is a predicted model, not a curated record. Gene Ontology annotation, cellular component: proteasome regulatory particle, base subcomplex. The coding region runs from base 55 to 1359 and encodes 434 amino acids.